This is a messenger RNA of Nematostella vectensis (starlet sea anemone), 2035 nucleotides long. Its product is annotated as neuropeptide FF receptor 1. The transcript has 2 exons. Gene Ontology annotation, cellular component: membrane. The record is from RefSeq and is a predicted model, not a curated record. Bases 546 to 1655 code for a protein of 369 amino acids. Gene Ontology annotation, biological process: G protein-coupled receptor signaling pathway. Gene Ontology annotation, molecular function: G protein-coupled receptor activity. Lineage: Eukaryota; Metazoa; Cnidaria; Anthozoa; Actiniaria; Edwardsiidae.
GUCUUAGAAAUAGGAGGGCGUUGCUGAUAUUAAAGAUAUGGGUUAUUUUACCCAUAUCCUCUUCCUUAUCAUAUUAUCACGAUAGUUUCCAAGGUCAUUGCGUUAUGAAAAAGACGCUUUGUGACAAAAUAAACAUACAUCAAAAGUUGAUUCAGAUGAGAAUUCAAUAAAUAACUCUCGCAACUUCCGAAACAGGAAAUGCGCGUACGUCUGUCUCGUGCUGUUCUUAUCUGGUUCAAACUUAUCUUGUCAUAUCGCUGGAGAGGGUUUUAUAGUGCACGUAUGUACAUGGCUCAAUGCUCGUUGGUUAACUUUGCUAAAAAUUACAUAUGUACGGCUCACGUCGUUUCGUCGAGUCCUGCCAAGCUAUCGAAGCUACCAAGCGAUAUAUUCUCAAUUGGUCGAGUUGAGCAAGCAGAGUUUAAAGGAUCUAAGUAUUUUACAUUCUUACAGUAGCAGUAAACCUCAAAGAAACUAGAAGAGCUAGAGCCCAACACCCCGGAAGAAUCAGUGUUGAAGGACGCGGGAAACGAAGGGAAGCUGAAAUGGCCACCGAUGAAGCUAUGAUUGUAAACUCCACAAUGCCUACGACAACCUCCGCAAGCGUAGUAGAGGCAAAGGAGCCUCUAGCAUCUACGGUUAUCCGCCUGACACUCUCAUGUCUUGUGUUUCUCCUUAAUGUUAUCGGCAACACAAUGGUCUGCAUCGUCGUCAAGAGAAAUCGCAAGUUGAGAAGUUUCAGAAACUACUAUUACGGUCUUUUCCUAGUAAACCUUUCCGUCGCUGACCUAACCGUGGCUAUCAUCUGUAUGCCGUUUAUUCUGCUGUUCUACGAGACGGCAAAGUACCCGUUCGGGUUUUUUGGUUCCACCGCCGUAUGCAAGUUGAUUCCUACGCUUUCCCUGAUGUGCCAAGGAGCUUCUGUGUUCAGCCUGACAUCGUUGACUCUCCAGAGAUUUGUUGGGAUAGUGUAUCCAAUGAAGGCAAGACUGACCUUAGUUAAGGUCAAGCUAGUGCUUGCGUUAGUGUGGUUACUAGCGUUCUUCAAUGCUCUUCCUGUAUUAAUCACUCAGGACAGUGUCAAGACGCCGAGUUAUAAUCAGUACAGCUGCGAUGAGGUCUGGUCUAACGAGCACCUCCGACAAGGCUACACACUUUACCUUUUUAUCAGCCAAUACCUGCUUCCACUCAUAAUUAUAUCAGUUACUUACUCCAAAAUGGCAUGGGUUUUGUGCAACAGAGACAAGGAAUUUGAAGGGAAGAAAUCCCACGAGAAAAACGCCAAAGUUCGCCAUAUGAAAUUUAUUCGACUCCUAAUCGUUCUUGUGGUUACAUUUGCACUUUGUUUCCUUCCAAACCAUGUACUGUUUUUCUGGUUGGAAAACGGUUCCGGUGGCUCGUUUCCGUAUUUUCUGAUUCUUAUGAAGUACUCACACCUUUGCAUUUGGCUCAACUCAUUUCUGAAUCCAUAUCUCUACGGUGCUUUGGAUGAGUGUUUUGGUCAAGGAUACAAGAAAGUAUUACGCUCUUGUGCGAGAUUUGAGCGUAAAACUAAAAUGACACACUCACGAAUCACAAAGCAGCUAUCGCGAAUGUACUCCCUUAAAACAGUAUCAACUGGGGAUGAUGAUGACGACUCAGAUGAGAGAACGUGAAUAACUUAACAAUUAAGAUUAAUUUUAAAUGAGUAUCUUUACACCAUUUCGUUUUAGUUUUUCAUUUUCACAAAAUCUUGGAACUAUCAGACGUUUAAGAACACAGCUAUGGAAAGAAAGUUUUGUAAUUAACAUUAGAAUUACAAUAGAAAAGGUGUUUCCUGUUAAAAGGAAAUGUUAUUAGAUCGUGGCAUGGAUUUUAAAUCUGUUACUUAAUCCCUGUUAUGAGUUUUCCGUCAUUUAUUGGUCUAUAAAUUAAAAAUACUCCUUUCUUCCAUAAAAAAAAUCAAGAGCUAGAUUUGGUAUAAAUAUUCUAUAAAAUCGCCUUUGUAUAUGUGUACAUAAAUGUCUAGCGCUUAAUAAAUGAUCAAAGUGAAAAA